Paralichthys olivaceus (Japanese flounder) is the source of this 2073-nucleotide messenger RNA. RefSeq names its product chemokine-like protein TAFA-2. The record is from RefSeq and is a predicted model, not a curated record. Gene Ontology annotation, molecular function: receptor ligand activity. NCBI's taxonomy places the organism in Eukaryota, Metazoa, Chordata, Actinopteri, Pleuronectiformes, Paralichthyidae.
CUGCGCAGGGAAGAGCUGAGGAGACUGAGGAGGACCCAACACACUCUCAUGUGUUAUAUUCACACAUAUAUGUUUAUUGAAUCAGUGUGAGGGUGCUCUGAGCCUUUGGGUGCGUGUCGCCCGCUCAAAGACGCACGGACAGGACGCAUCCAACGCUCUUUAUCCGCCUGAGUGUUCCGGGCUUGUGGACAUACUGGAGUAAAACACUGGUUCGGACGCACGGGGAAUCUGCGGCGGAUGAGAUGUUGGGACAAGAUUCAUGCUGAGAGAUUCUGCUGCUUCAUUUUCAUCCAGCAACAGACAAGUGAACGCCUGAACGCAAAUGUUUCCACAUCACAGACUCAGCCCUGGAUUGUAGCAGCGGCCCCACCGAUGGUUUGAACAAGGGCGUUAAGGUGCGGGAAGGGAGUGGGACAAUUACAGGAUGAGUGAGCGAUACACGCACAUCGGAAGUAAAGUGGCUCUACUUGUAAUGGUGCUCGUGGUCAGUGUCUGGGAGAUGACCGUACCAACAGAAGGAGCUUCAGCAGCGCACCAUGUCCGAACGGGCACCUGCGAGGUGGUGGCUUUGCACCGCUGCUGCAACAAGAACAAAAUCGAGGAGCGGUCGCAAACUGUGAAGUGCUCCUGCUUUCCUGGGCAAGUGGCCGGCACCACCAGAGCCGCCCCGUCGUGUGUAGAUGCCUCAAUAGUGGAGCAGAAGUGGUGGUGCCAGAUGCAUCCGUGCCUCGACGGGGAGGAAUGCAAAGUUCUUCCUGAUCUGAAGGGCUGGAGCUGUGCUACAGGGAACAAGAUCAAAACUACUAAGAUUUCUGCGGACAAAGACCAGCUCUGGUAACAACAGAUGCUUCACGGCAGAGUCCAGGUGAAUCAACGGUUCAGGUCUUUGUUGGAUCAUCGAAGGAGAAAUGAAUAAUGCCGAGGACCUUCGUGUAUAUAGAGACUCUUUCUUCUGGACUGCAGUCAAUCUUUGGAAAACUCUCAAUGCUUCUUCUUGAACUCAAUGGACAUGAAACAGAGGAGUAGAUUCUAAUAAAACUACUGAUUAUUCAACACUUCUUUUUGGAGGACUAGCCUUACCGGACAACAGGAUUUAUUCUCUGACAUUGUUACUGCUCGUAGUGGAAUACAAAGGUGAACUUUGCUUAUAUGUUAAUUUGUAGAGUACUAUGUUCUUUAUAGGGGAAUUUCCAUCACAAGUUGACCGGGGUGAAGAGCGGGUCAGUUUGUUGAAAGCAUCGCAAUUCUUCAAACAAAUUGUGAUUUUGUUUCAUCAGUCAGUUGUGACUUUCAAAUGAAGAUGAAAACGUGGCUAGGCAGCAGAUAUUCAGGGUGAUUCUCAAACACAUAAACACAAUCCCAUUCAUCAAUGUACCACACAAGGACAGCUGAAGUACACCAGUGCUAUAAAAGAGCUGCAAAUCUCAAUCGCCAAGUAUCCUUCAAAUUUUGCUGUUAAGAUGAGCAGUCCAUGAUUCUUUUUCUGGGAAUGGAGUCUGUUUGCAGUGUAUUACUGGGAACAUUUCAGUCUCCAGAAGUAGCUGCAGAGUGAGUGCCUCUCACUUUCGCCGCUAAGUUGAGUUGUUGAGCGACUUAGUAGCGUAUCAGGCUUUUGUUGGAUAUCUAGUGUCGACAAAAAGGUUAUUUAACAGAGUAUUUUGGAUGCAUUUGCUUGGAUGGAUAACUUGGCUUAAAUGUAUCAUGAGAACAACACAAUCACCCUGAACGUCCUGCUGAACCCUAAUAAAAGAUCUGGCAGUUCAGGGCUUUCAGGGUUGAAUAGCCAAAUCUGAUUCCACCGACCAAAUUGUUAGUCUCAGCCCAAACUGAUCAGACCAACCAGCUGUGAACGGUCAGAAAGUUGGAUCCACUCUUGGUUCAUGUUUCCUCUGAAAAUCACUCUGCCAUUUCCUGCCACCAAAUUUUGUGUUUUUAAGUCACAGUUCUUGAGCCCAAAUUCUAAACACACUUUGGUGACGAUCCCAAAACGGUUUUCAACUAGUUACUCAAGUAUGAUUUGCUGAUCACCUUUAAGUAGGUAUCGCUAACACUUCUUUUGUCUGUGUAAGUGAU